CUGCUACAUAAAAUUGAUCCAGAAAUCGAUAGUUGAGAAUCUGUUGCUUGUGAUCACGCAAUUCUAAGAUUAGAAGGAUGCUUCCGUGAAUUUGGUGCGGUUUUACCUCAAUCUGUAUUCGUAUCCAUCUCUCAAGUCUAUCGGAAGAAGCCAUGAGCCUCGUGCCGUUCCCUCCACCGCCAACCGCCGGAGAUGAUGAUAACAGAAGCAGUGGCGGAGCUGAUGAUAACUCAGCAGCUACUCCGCCCUUGUCAAUCGAUACUCUAGCAAUCAAUUCACCCUCUUUACCAAUUUCUCGAGGUCCGGUGAAAUUGACUGCGAGGUCAUGCUUGUACGAGAUAUGUGUGAAAAACCAUUGGAAACGUCCCGUAUUCGCUUGUUGUGACGAAAAAGGUCCGAGUAAUCUCAGAUUAUGAUUCAACACCAACCUUAGAGAUGAUGUACGUGAAACAGGUUCACUUAUAAGGCCAUUGUUGAGAUGAAAGAAGGCUCAAGGUCAAGGAUAGUGGUUGAGUGCAUUGGCAAGCCUCAGCCAAACAAGAAAAGUGCAGCAGAUUCAGCUGCUGAAGGAGUUUUGUGGUACCUCGUGCGUUUAGGUUAUCCCAAAAAGCCUGACCGGUCCAAGAAAGUAAGGUGAUUGGUUGUACUGUAGCUUGGAUUAAUUUCAAUAAUCUUGACACCACGCAAUUGCAAACACAAGUAUAUGAAACUGCAUUAUAAUAUGCAUGGUAUUGCAUUUCUGUGAAACCCAUAUGAGUUUAUGUUCUCAUUGCCAGUGCAGUAUGAUUGAAGUGGUUCAGUUCUUGGUC
Cynara cardunculus var. scolymus (artichoke) is the source of this 809-nucleotide messenger RNA. RefSeq names its product ribonuclease 3-like protein 1. The record is from RefSeq and is a predicted model, not a curated record. Lineage: Eukaryota; Viridiplantae; Streptophyta; Magnoliopsida; Asterales; Asteraceae. The transcript is spliced from 3 exons. The coding region runs from base 153 to 416 and encodes 87 amino acids.